CUCUUGUCUACUCCCACCUCGAUUGCGCUCUUCGUAUAUAAGACGUUCAGCGUCUGAAGCGGCUCCGACCGCGUUCCCCUGUAACUUGUACUCUUCACCCCGCAUUCUGUGACGCAUCGCAUACGACGAGACCACCAUCAUGCUCUCGCAUUAUGGCUCAGUCGAUCUAAGGAAGCUCGGCGCCUGGGGACCCGUCACUGCGACGCUGGACUGGUGCGAGCCGAACCACAUGUUCUCCCACUACAUCGCCGAGGUCGCCAACUCCUUCUCCAACUUCUAUACGAUCUUCCUCGCCGUCUACGGCGCGUCAAUAGCAAUCCGCGAGCGCCUACCCCACCGUUUCUUGAUCGGGUACUGUGGUGUCGCCAUGGUGGGCAUUGGCAGCUUCAUCUUCCACUCUACGUUGCUUUGGGAGGCUCAGCUUGCCGAUGAGCUCCCGAUGAUCUACGUUGCGUCUUACAGUGUCUGGUCCUUGGGCGAUGACCAGCAUGGCUUCAACGCCAACACGCCCCGCAUACGAUUGCAAUCUCUUGCACUUGUAGCUUUUGACGUGCUGUUCACCUGGGGCUACUACCUUUAUCGCAAUCCCGUCUACCAUCAAGUAGUUUUCGCAACACUCAUGAUCAUCGUCGGCUACCGCACUGCGUACCUGCUUUACUGGUCGCCGCGCUCACCGCAAAUACCUGACAAGAAGAAGAAAGUCAUCACGAGAAUAUAUCUGACUGGCGUGCUGCAGUUUCUCUUCGGUUUCUUCGUCUGGAACCUGGAUAACAUAUUUUGUGGCACCCUUACGAAGUGGAAAUUCAACAUCGGAUGGCCCUUAGCCUUCUUGUUAGAAGGUCAUUCAUGGUGGCAUGUCUUCACUGCCCUCGGCACGUACUAUAUGUUCGUGGGGGUCAUGCUUAUCGCCUUGGGUAUCAAGGAUGACCACCGCAAUUACAUUCUGACUCGCAAGCUCGGCUUGCCGAUGGUUGUACGCGCCCCUGCACGACAAGACUGAUAGAGGUAUUGUUGUACUAUACUGAGUUGGGAUUACAGUCGUAUACGCGCAAUAGAUGCACUGGCAAUUACAACGCGUAGGGAUUUCGUCGCGUACGUGUGGUAAGGUAAUGCAGAUGGUAAAGACAGUCCGAAAACCUAUAUUGGCUCCCCAACGGACCACUUCUGAUAAUCGACGACGGCGACACCGUCCUCUGCACCGUCCGAUAGUCCCUUCAGCUCCGCCCACUUCUGUAAUGCCUGCCCGACAGGGAGCCCGGAGAGGUCUCCACCGAUCAUGAAUGGUUGGUUGUAAAGCGCAGUCUCCUGGCCCUCGCCCCGUAGACUUGUCGUCUCGAAGCCGACAAUUUGGCGCGCAACGGCGAGCUCGAGGCCCUCCAGGUCCUUCACGAAGGCCUCGUCAGCGAGAAGCUGCGCAAGCUUUGGUGACUUCAGUGCAAGAAGUGCCAAUGAGCCUAUCC
Schizophyllum commune H4-8 is the source of this 1460-nucleotide messenger RNA. Its product is annotated as alkaline phytoceramidase. Gene Ontology annotation, biological process: ceramide biosynthetic process; ceramide catabolic process. NCBI's taxonomy places the organism in Eukaryota, Fungi, Basidiomycota, Agaricomycetes, Agaricales, Schizophyllaceae. The record is from RefSeq and is a predicted model, not a curated record. Gene Ontology annotation, cellular component: endoplasmic reticulum membrane. Bases 140 to 1000 code for a protein of 286 amino acids. The transcript has 7 exons.